AAAGGUAAGCAAAUAAACAUAACCUAAGAGUUCCAGAAUUGUCAUACAAGGUUGGACAACAUUUUUUAUUUACUGCAUUAUUCGAGACAGGCUACAUUAUAUUUUUGGAGGCUGUGUUUCGAUCUUGUCCUACUAAUUUAUUUUCUUUUUGUGUGCGUGUAAAAGCUACAAACCAUAAAGCCGACGGCCGAUACAAGACAAAGCUAUAGUCACAAGCUAAACAGAACGAGCAAAGUUGUAAUAUAAGAAGAUAUUUCGGAGAUUCCUGCAUGGUCCAGAGCCAGACAAAGAAGGAGUCUCCCCCAAAUCGGGCUGGCAAUUGCCUCGCAGCAAAGCCAUCAACUAAACAAACAACAACAACAACAAGGUUGGACAAAAUAUUUAAGUAGCCUUUAUUAUCACAACAACUAUAGGUAAAAUAUGGGUUUUUUAACGGUAUUGAAAAAAAUUAAGCAAAAGGAAAAAGAAAUUCGCAUCCUGAUUCUGGGCUUAGAUAAUGCAGGAAAAACAACAAUCCUCAAAAGAUUCAACGGCGAACCGAUCGACACUAUUUCACCGACUUUGGGUUUCAAUAUAAAAACUCUAGAACACAGAGAGUUCAAAUUGAAUAUGUGGGAUGUUGGUGGUCAAAAGUCUCUUAGAUCAUAUUGGAGAAACUAUUUUGAAUGCACUGAUGGUCUUAUAUGGGUCGUUGAUAGUGCUGAUAAAAGAAGACUUGAAGAUUGUAUGAAGGAACUUCACUCUCUUCUCCUAGAGGAGAGACUCGCUGGAGCCACAUUACUUAUAUUUGCCAACAAACAAGACUUACCAGGAGCGUACAAUAUUGACCAACUAAAAGAGGCCUUGGAAUUAGAUACAAUCAAAACUCAUCACUGGAAAAUUGUAUCUUGCAGUGCUGUAACUGGUGAAAAUCUACUUGAAGGGAUUGACUGGCUUAUAAAUGAUAUAGCUGCGAGAAUUUUUACUUUGGAUUGAAAGUUGCCUUCCGGUUUUGACUAUCUGUGAUUUAUUUAAUGCUUUUUUAUAGUGUUUUGUACUAGGAUAAAAAAGAAGUCAUUUU
Molecule: messenger RNA, 1060 nt
Organism: Anthonomus grandis grandis
Lineage: Eukaryota; Metazoa; Arthropoda; Insecta; Coleoptera; Curculionidae
Gene: Arl2
Product: ADP-ribosylation factor-like protein 2
Exons: 6
Coding region: 421-975 (184 amino acids)
Biological process (GO): protein folding
Cellular component (GO): microtubule cytoskeleton; cytoplasm
Molecular function (GO): GTPase activity; GTP binding
Source: RefSeq, a predicted model, not a curated record